AUGCUCAGCGGAUCGAAUGUUUUGGCUGAAAGUGAGUGCCCCCCUUUCAUCACACUUUAGCUUGUAGUUGAGGCGAUCAAAUUAAAUUGUUUUCUUUCCAGUCGAGACCCUCCGAUUUCUUGGUAUCCUGGCCGCCAAUCUGGGCCUAAUCUCGACCAUCUGGCUGACUUGUGGAGGAAAAAAGAAGCCCGCAAAGCCUGCUGCUUCGGGUGGGAAAGCAGCGCCCAAAAAGUCGGCGGCUGGAGCGGCCAGCGAAGUGAAGCCGGUGGUGAGUUUUUUUUUGGCGCACUAUGCAAUAAAUUUUUGGGAGUUUUACCGCACAGUGCGGUAGGUUUUAGUUUCUGCCCGCACGGUGCAGUCAAAUUUCAAUUUUGAGUGCACUGUGCGCUCAAGAUUGAAAAUUGAGUGCACAGUGCGGUAAAUACGACCGCACUGUGCCAUCAAUUUUCGAAUUUUACUGCAAAAUACGAUAAAUUUUUAUUUUUGACUGCACUUUGCGAUCAAAAUUAAAAUUUAACCGCAUUGUGCAAUCAUUUCUAAAUGUUGCUCGCACUGUGCGAUCAAAAAUUUUUGUGCACUGUGCAAUUAAAUUUUUUUUUUCAUUUUAGUCCAAACGCCAUGCUGCAAAGGAAGAAAGCAAGAUGAAAGAGCCGGCGGAAGAGAAGAAAGAAAAGAGCAAGAAGAGCCAGAAGAGCGAGAAGAGCAAGAAGAGCAAGAAGAGCCAGAAAAAGGAGCAAGAUGAGGAGAAAACGGGCAAAGACGAGGAGCCGAAGGAGGGCGAUGACAAGGUACGCAGUUUUUCUUCGAUAUUUCGAUUUAAAAUUCGAAAUAAUUGAGUUGUUUUUCAGAAGGAAGAGGAAAAAGAAGCCGCAAAGGAGGAAAAGAAGGAGGAAGAAAAGGGAAAGAAGAAGGAGGAAAAGAAGGAGGCUGAAAACUUGGUUCCCGUCAAGAAACAGCUCGGCAAAAAGGAGCAGGAGAUUGUGCAGGGAGCCAAGAGAAAGAAGGGCGAUUAUCCGACAGUAAGUUUUGGGAUAAUAAGCAAACAUUUGGGUCUCAUCACGAAAGCUUGAAAUGUCUUGGAUUUGAGUGAAACUCGCAGGAAAUGAGGAAUGUAGUUUUUAGAGAUCUCUGACAAAUUUUUAGACCGCAUUAUGGCGAAACAACUGAGAUUUUUGUAAUUUUAUGAAAAAUUUUGGGUCUCACCACGAAAACUUGAAAUGUCUUGGAUUUGAAUGAAAGUCGAAGAAAAUGAGGAAUAUAGUUUUUUAAGAUAUCUGACAAAUUUUUAGACCGCGUUGUUCAGAAACAACGGAGAUUUUUAUAAUUUCAAGGAAAUUUUUGGGUCUCACCACGAAAACUUGAAAUGUCUUGGAUUUGAAUGAAACUUGCAGGAAAUAAGGAAUAUAGUUUUUAGAGAUAUCUGACAAAUUUUUAGACCGGGUUGUUGAGAAACAACGGAGAUUUUUGUAAUUUUAUGCAAAGUUUUGGGUCUCACCACGAAAACUUGAAAUGUCUUGGAUUUGAAUGAAAGUCGAAGAAAAUGAGGAAUAUAGUUUUUUAAGAUAUCUGACAAAUUUUUAGACCGCGUUGUAGAGAAACAAUGAAGAUUUUUGUAAUUACAUGCUAAAUUUUUAGUCUCACCACGAAAACUUUAGAGAUCUCGGAUUUGAAUGAAACUUGCAAAAAAUGAGGAAUACAAGUUUCUCAGACGUCUGACAAAUUUGUGGACCGCGUUCUGCAGAAAUAAUUAAGAUUUUUGCAAUUCUUUGCAAGCUUUUUGGUCUCACCGCGAAAACCUGGAAUGCCUCGGAUUUGAAUGAAACUCGGGGAAAUUUUAGGACAACAGUUUUUAUGAGAUAACUGAAGUUUUUGGCUCGCGUUAUGCAGAAACAACCGGAAAAAACAGUUCUUUCUCUGACCGUCUCUCAUUUCCCAUGGUCUUUCAAAAAAUGCCUAAAAUACGCGCACUUUUAGAUGGACGAUGUUCUUUCCGAUUGGGAUUCGAAGAAGGAGGGGGAAAAGAAGAAGGAAAAGAGUAAUAUGACCAAUCUGGACUCGAAGGAAAAUGAUGAAAACAAGGAGGAGGACAAGAAGGAAUAA
Bursaphelenchus xylophilus (pine wood nematode) is the source of this 2100-nucleotide messenger RNA. The record is from the annotation of a GenBank genome assembly. Lineage: Eukaryota; Metazoa; Nematoda; Chromadorea; Rhabditida; Aphelenchoididae.